CAUGAUCCCAACCGUUCAUCCCCACUAAUUAUCGUCCCCAAGCUUCUGCAUUCCUUGUCAGAGAGAGAGAGAGAGAGAGAAUCUCUGUCGUUUUGGGCAGUAAAAAUACCAAAUCCCUUUCUUCAAUCUUCCAGAUUUGUUGCAAAGUGUACAUGUCGUUUUGGUCAAUAAAAAACCAGACAACAAGGAGAAGGAAGAACACAGCGGAAGGUCGAUGUCGGCGGCGGCGAGACGUCGAGGUUCAGAAGCCUUUUUUAUUCAGCGAUGCCAAAUGAAAAUAAUGGGUAUGAUUCUUCUAUCUCCAAUCACUUCAUCACUCUCGUCUACCAACCACUACAACACCAUUUCUUCUUUUACCAGUAGCAGUAGCAGUAGCAGUAGCAGUAGAAGUAGAUAUAAACACAAAAAUGAUGAUGCUUCUUCUUCUUUUAGAAACAUUGAUGAUGCCCUUGCUUCUUUCAAUCACAUGCUUCAUAGGAAACCCCUGCCUUGUAUCAUCCAAUUCAACAAAUUAUUGUCUGCAAUUGUCAGAAUGAGACAGUACUACGAUGCUGUGAUUUCCCUUUCCAAACAAAUGGAAUUAGCUGGGCUCUCUCCUAAUACUUGUACGCUUAAUAUCCUGAUCAAUUGCUUCUGCCUGAUGCAACAUGUUGAUCUGGGGUUCUCUGUCUUGGCCAAAGUCAUUAAACUUGGUCUUCAACCCACUAUUAUCACCUUUACCACCUUAAUCAAUGGGCUCUGUAAAGCGGGUGAAUUUGCCCAAGCCCUGGAAUUAUUUGAUGACAUGGUAGCAAGAGGGUGUCAACCUGAUGUCUACACUUAUACUACGAUUAUAAAUGGUUUAUGUAAGAUUGGGGAAAAUGCGGCGGCUGCUGGAUUGAUUAAGAAAAUGGGAGAGGUAGGCUGCCAGCCGGAUGUGGUGACAUAUAGUACACUCAUUGACAGUCUUUGCAAGGAUAGGCUGGUGAAUGAGGCUUUGGAUAUCUUCUCUUACAUGAAGGCUAAAGGCAUUUCCCCAACAGUUGUCAGUUACACCUCUUUAAUCCAGGGCUUAUGCAGUUUCAGCAGAUGGAAGGAGGCUUCGGCAAUGCUAAAUGAAAUGACGAGUUUGAAUAUCAUGCCAGAUAUUGUCACCUUCAGCCUAUUGAUUGAUAUAUUCUGUAAAGAAGGCAAUGUUUUAGAGGCUCAAGGUGUGUUAAAAACAAUGACUGAAAUGGGCGUGGAGCCUAAUGUUAUUACUUACAAUUCAUUGAUGCAUGGAUAUUCCUUGCAGAUGGAAGUUGUUGAAGCUAGAAAGCUGUUUGAUGUCAUGAUAACCAGGGGUUGUAAACCAGAUGUUUUCAGUUAUAGCAUCUUAAUUAAUGGAUAUUGUAUGGUCAAAAGGAUAGAUGAGGCCAAGCAGCUUUUUAAUGAAAUGAUUCAUCAAGGCUUAACUCCAAACACUGUUAGUUACACUACUCUUAUUCAUGCCUUUUGCCAAUCAGGUAAGCUUAGGGAAGCACGAGAGCUUUUCAAGAAUAUGCACACUAAUGGAUACCUCCCAGAUUUAUGUACUUACUCAGUAUUGCUCGAAGGCUUUUGCAAACAAGGGUAUCUUGGUAAGGCAUUCAGACUGUUUCGAGCAAUGCAAGGUACAUACUUGAAGCCUAAUCUGGUGAUGUAUACCAUCUUGAUUGAUUCCAUGUGCAAAUCUGGGAAUCUUAACCAUGCAAGGAAACUAUUUUCAGAACUCUUUGUCCAAGGGUUGCAGCCUGAUGUUCAGAUAUACACAACAAUAAUAAAUGGACUUUGUAAAGAAGGAUUGUUAGAUGAAGCAUUGGAAGCUUUCCGAAAGAUGGAGGAGGAUGGCUGCCCCCCAAAUGAAUUUUCUUAUAAUGUUAUUAUCAGAGGAUUUCUCCAGCACAAGGAUGAAUCAAGGGCAGUGCAACUUAUUGGUGAAAUGAGAGACAAAGGUUUUGUUGCAGAUGAGGGAACUGCAGCUUGGUAGAAGAUCUGUUAUCGAAUGAAGACAAUCUUGUUCUGAAGAAGUGUCUAGGCUUACAUGAAGUUUGUCAAGGUGAAAAGUAGCCAGCAAAAAGUUGUUGUUAUGCAAUUCGCCUACAAGAUGUUUACCAAGCAAGUCUUGUUAUGUGCUGGAGGCUCCCUCUGACAUCUGGGAUCUUGGAUGCAUAGUUUUUGCGAUGCUUAUAGGGAAGCCAGUUUGGGAUUUCAAUCCUGAAACCACCACAGAAGAACUUCUAAGAAAGAUUGCUCAUGAAUUGAUGAAAAUUCCUCCUGAUGUUUCCAAGGACGCGAGAGAUGUCUAGUGAGGAAGCUUAUGUUCAGAUUGUCUGCUGAGAUGUUAUUAGAUCAUCCUCUUGUGUCAGGAUUUGAUAGCAGAGAAUUGGCAGACUUUUCAGAUGCGGAAGGGGCGGCAGACUCCACUGACAGUGAAUUCAGUGUGUCAUCUUGUUCUGAAGAAUGGAGUUUCACAUAAGAAGGGGUCUUUUAUUCCUCUUCUUGAUCAGAUGAUGCCGAAGAGUUGAUGCAAAUUCUUGUCAUCAAGAUGGCAGUAUUCAAAACAAAGACAAGCAGAAUGGGGUGAUAGAAUUUGACAAAGAUCAAGCUAGUUCCAGUAAAGGGAAGCACUCUAUGCAGGCCAAACUUCCAACCUUACACUUUGGCAAUAAGGAAAAAUUGGCAUCCAAUAAAUGAAGACAAUCUUGUAUCUUCCAAGUGGCAGUAGAAGUUAACUAUAACUGCCAUUGCUCUUAUGAUUCAAGCCUAUAUGAGUCUACUACCAAGGCUUACCUCCCUUCUAAGAGAAUUUUGCCUUUGCAGGAAAAUGGAAUUGGAAUUACGGGCUAGGUUCUUUCCUCAAUGGCCUAUUGUCAGAUAAUUAUCUUAUGUGGCUCACACACUGCCAUCAAGGCAGACAGACAAGUAGUAGCUUAAACUGUCAAUAAGAUUCUAUUUGACUUUUUUAUAUCCCAAUAGGUUGCUGCAUUUUCUGUGACGCGGUCAUAACACAUGAUAGGUAAUCAUUAUGUAACAACUUUGGCUGUGAUGUCUAUCAGUAAUAGCCUCAAUUGAUAUUAUACUUUGGGAUAGGGUUUUCAAAGUAUCUGGAUAUUCUUGAGUGUUCUAUACCUUAUAAGAGCUGCUUUUAACAAAGGUUUGAGGGUGUUGGGAAUUUAUAAGGAGGAAGUCUUGUGGUACUGUGCUUUGUCAUUGAUUUGGAAUCUUUGGCAGGAGGGAAACUUAGAAUUUUUUAGGUUGGAAGCUCUUAUUUUUUUGUCCUGCUUUAGGAUAAGCUCGUAGAACCAGCUUAAAAUUGGUGCUGUCACUCUCUAGAGAUUUUCUUCAGCAGGUUUGCAGUGAAAUUGGAGAGUUUUGAUGUCUUUCUUCUGUUGUUUUUGGUUGGUUCUUUUCUGCUUUUGUUUCUUGGUGAAGUCUCGUUUCUCCUUUAUUUUACUCCUUCCCCUGUUCUCUGAUACUAUAGGGUACUUUUCUAUCAAUAUACAUAUUUGCUUCUAUAAAGUCUAAGAUGGUCAGAAGCACAACAAUGUUUUUGUGCUGGCGUAUUUCAUUUUAUUGAGGCCCCUGAAGUUACUGCCUUUGAGAUGCAAUGCCUGAUGAGAGAUGUUGAGCUGUUUCUGAUUGGCAAUGUUCUGCAUUUCAUGAGGGCCCGUAACCUCAUAGCCUAAUGGCUGGGGCGACAUUUUUGUAUCUUCCUUUUCUUCCGCAUAUAAACACCCCUGCUCUCCAAUCCCAUAAUAAGCCCAAAUUGGAAGUAUAUGAUGGCCAUUUCCUUCUCAAGCUUCAUUGUUGUCAGCUGGUUAUAUACUUGUUAUUGUGCCAGGUACUGGAAGAAAUAAGGCCAUACCUUGUUGGGGCAGCAGGAGGAUCUCUUGAACUAGUGGCAAUUGAGGAACCAAUAGUUAAAGUCCGAUUAACAGGGCCAGCAGCUGGGGUCAUGACUGUACGAGUGGCUGUCACCCAGAAAUUACGCGAGAAAAUUCCAGCCAUUGCUGCAGUUCAGCUCCUAUGAUACACUUUCAGAUUUCUAUUCCAGAGCAUGAGAUUAUCAAAUAAAAGGAGUCAUUGAACUCUUAAUACCUGGAUAAAUACCACAUUAGAUUGUGUACAGUGUAGAAGGAUGCAGUCGUUGGACACUGGUAUUUUGAAAAUCCAAUUUGAGGAAAUUGAAAUUGCAAAUCAUUUUGUAUUCACACAACCA
Populus nigra (black poplar) is the source of this 4219-nucleotide messenger RNA. Its product is annotated as putative pentatricopeptide repeat-containing protein At1g12700, mitochondrial. The transcript has 2 exons. The record is from RefSeq and is a predicted model, not a curated record. Gene Ontology annotation, molecular function: protein binding. Lineage: Eukaryota; Viridiplantae; Streptophyta; Magnoliopsida; Malpighiales; Salicaceae. Bases 215 to 1987 code for a protein of 590 amino acids.